AUGGCUGCGACACGUCUGGCCUGGAUAUGCGGCACAUGCCAGAGGGAGUGCAUACCCAUCCGCUCCGAGUCGCGCUGCCUGUGCGGCCACCGCCAUAAGGAGCACGACCCGGGAGGGGCGCGCCGGUGCACCGCCGGCAAGUGCGCCUGCUCCGGCUUCUUUUACAUAGUUGCCGAAGGCGCCUGGAUUCUGCGGUGCCGGUGCAAGCACAAGCACGUGGAACAUGCCGCCGACACGCACGCCUGCGCCAAGGCCGGCUGCGCCUGCCGCCGGUUUGACAGCCCCUGGGUGUGCAACUGCGACCAUCCCUGGGCAGACCACAAGCAGGUGGAGGUGGAGAAAGCGGUGGGCUGCGGGCUGUUGGAGGCGAUAGCUGAUGUGAACCGCUGGGAUCAGCUGAAGCGCGGCGGCGGCGCAGGCGGCGGCUGA
Chlorella variabilis is the source of this 429-nucleotide messenger RNA. RefSeq lists its product as hypothetical. Bases 1 to 429 code for a protein of 142 amino acids. The transcript has 4 exons. Lineage: Eukaryota; Viridiplantae; Chlorophyta; Trebouxiophyceae; Chlorellales; Chlorellaceae. The record is from RefSeq and is a predicted model, not a curated record.